GUGUGUGGUCAUAAAGCUGUGAGAGCUCGAAGCUCCUUCUGUCCUCCUCCUUUCAUGCUAAGCCGAUCAUUAGAAACAUUUCCUGAUCAGUCAUCAAUAAUCAUUCGCCUGGCGCGCGCGGACUGGAUCCCGGGAUCUGCUCUCGAGCCGGAGAAGCCAGGUCUGGACUCCAGCCUGAGGCGCUUUGGACGCUAUCGGCUUUCGGUAUCGAGGUCAGCGACCAUCGCUGUCAUCUGUUCUCCUGGCCCUGAAGAGGGGAGAUUUAAACAGACGCGAUCUGCUGUGCGCAGGAGCUCCAGGGGAAGUUCAGGCCGUGCUGGUUUGAGGCUCAGAGGUCAGCAGAGGUUUUUCGGUUUGAGUGUUGACGAAGAAGACAGUAUGAAGAGUAUGAGUUCUUUCGCCACUGAUGUUAAAGAGAACCGCAAUGUGGACAACCUGUCGUCCAAGGAGGGGCUUGGGGAGGGGCUCCAGCUGGCCAACGGAAGCACCCCAGGCUCAGGCCGUAAGCGGCCAUUGGAGGAGGGCAACAACGGUCAUGCCCACUCCAAGUUCCGGCCUAAGAAGCGCAAGAAAACACCAGGGCCAGUGUUGCCCAAAAAUGCCCUGAUGCAGCUGAACGAGAUCAAACCGGGUCUACAGUACAAAUUGUUGUCCCAGACUGGACCAGUCCAUGCACCUGUAUUUGCUAUGACCGUGGAAGUCAACGGUCAACUCUUUGAGGGCACGGGGCCGACCAAGAAGAAGGCCAAACUGAACGCAGCCGAAAAGGCGCUACGCUCUUUCGUCCAAUUCCCCAACGCUUCCGAGGCUCACCUAGCCAUGGGGCGCACACUGACCAUCAACACAGAUUUCACUUCAGACCAGGACGACUUCCCUGACACUCUCUUUAACGGCUUCGAGACUCCCGUCCCACCCGAAGAUCCAUUCUGCUUGAAUUCCAGCUCUAACAAGCCUUUAUCCUCCCUGGAUGAGUGCCGGCUGCCCAUCCCGCUGUCCCACGCCACCCUCCUCCCUCUGACCUCUGUCCUCACGGCGCCGCCUGUAGGCCACGGAAAGAAUGCGGUGAUGAUCCUCAACGAGCUGCGGCCAGGUCUCAAGUACGAGUUUGUGGCUGAGAGCGGUGAGAGCCAUGCCAAGAACUUUGUGAUGGCCGUGACCGUGGACACCCGUGUCUUCCAGGGUUCGGGGCGGAACAAGAAGUUGGCGAAGGCGCGGGCAGCCCAGGCAGCGCUGUCCGGCCUUUUCAACAUGCAGCUGGACCAGACACCUUCCAGGCAGCCCAUUCCCAGAGAUGGCCUGCAGCUUCACCUGCCACAGGUCCUGGCAGAUGCCGUGUCCCGGCUGGUGGUGGAAAAGUUCAGCGAGCUGACGGACAACUUCACAUCGCCUCACGCACGGCGGAAAGUGCUUGCGGGCGUCGUCAUGACAACAGGGACGGACGUAAAGGAUGCUCAGGUCAUCUGCGUUUCAACGGGAACCAAGUGCAUAAAUGGAGAAUACAUGAGUGACCGGGGACUGGCACUGAACGACUGUCACGCAGAAAUCAUCACACGGCGUUCACUCAUCAGAUACCUGUACAGCCAACUGGAGUACUUCCUCAGUAACAAUCCUGAGGAUCACGCAAGGUCAAUAUUCCGUCGCUGUGAGCCGUGUGGUUACCAGCUGAAGGAGGGUGUUCAGUUCCACCUGUACAUCAGUACGUCACCCUGCGGAGAUGCUCGCAUCUUCUCUCCACACGAGGCCGCCGUAGAUGAUCAGGGCGACAGGCACCCAAACAGAAAGGCUCGAGGGCAGCUGAGGACCAAGAUUGAGUCAGGAGAGGGGACCAUCCCAGUGCGCACCAGCAACACCAUCCAGACCUGGGACGGAGUUCUGCAAGGAGAGAGACUACUGACCAUGUCCUGCAGCGACAAGAUCGCCAGGUGGAAUGUAGUGGGGGUGCAGGGCUCCCUCAUGAGUUAUUUUUCAGGACCCAUCUAUUUCUCCAGUAUAAUUCUGGGGAGUCUGUAUCAUGCGGACCACCUGUCUCGCGCCAUGUACCAGCGCAUUGCAGACAUAGAGGAGUUACCCCAGUCUUUUACCCUCAACAGACCACUGCUCAGCGGUAUCAGUAAUGCGGAGGCGAGGCAGCCCGGUAAAGCUCCUAACUUCAGCGUGAACUGGACGGUUGGAGAUCAGGGGUUAGAGGUCAUUAAUGCCACCACGGGGAAAGAUGACCUGGGACGACCCUCUCACCUCUGUAAACACGCACUGUACAGCCGCUGGGUCCGCCUACACGCGAAGCUCUCCCAGACUCUGAGGAUCAGAGUGGACCGGCCAGCUACGUACCACGAGGCCAAACAGGGGGCGGCAGAGUACCACACCGCCAAACAGACUCUGAUUAAAGCCUUCCAGAAAGCAGGCCUGGGGGCCUGGGUCAAAAAACCCAUAGAACAGGACCAGUUCUCCCUCAACCAGUGAGAGAAAAACAAAAAAAAACAAAGAGAAAAGAAAAGGGAAAGAGCAUGACGGGACUGUUUUAAUUAUUUAAAGUACUUUUAUGACUCUUUUAUGUUGUGUAUGCUACUGUUUUUUUAAUAUGUCGCCUCCAUUUUGUGGUUUUCUACUGUAAGUUCCUCCUAACCCUUCUCAUAUCACAGCUAUGUUACUGGAAUAUUAUCAGUGUUAUAUUUUAUGCUGAUAUGUUAUUGAGAAGUUUUAUUUUUCCAGUUGUGCUAAGUUUUCAGUUUGCGCUAAUGUCCAAAAACAAGGAAUUAGCAUGUUGCUAACUGGAUUUUUUAUUCUUGUUGCAAGAUUUUUUUGAAUUGCUUGACCAGCUUAACAAGAUGCUGAUUAUUAUAGUGGCAGCUUUUUGCAUAGCAUCUUCCUUUUAUUGUUAUUAUUAUUAUUGUUAUUAUUAUUAUUAUUAUUAUUAUUAUUGCUGCCAUUUGUAAUGUUAUUUUACAAUUUACCUCAUUAUUCGUUGUUAUUUGAACACCAAGCUGAUUUUUUUUACUGUGGUCCACUUUUCCUGUUUGCAGAAAUGAAUGUCAAAUUCAAACAAAGAUUCCCUUUAAUAUUUAAGAUUUUAAAGAAAAUCCUUUUUUUUCUUUUCGCAUGUGAAUGAAUGGUAGGUGUGAAAAGCACAAUCCAGCCUAAUACAUGCUCAAAAUUUGCUUUUUUUAUUUUUAACUGAGUUGAAUGUUAGAAAUAAUACCCAAAAUUGUCUACGCUUGUUAUUUUUUGUCAUUCCAACCAGUUGAUGUUCACAUAGUUGUAGCUAGAUUUUGUUAUUAAAGUUGAAUUCUGCAAAUAUGAA
Colossoma macropomum (tambaqui) is the source of this 3298-nucleotide messenger RNA. RefSeq names its product adenosine deaminase RNA specific B1a (gene adarb1a). Gene Ontology annotation, molecular function: double-stranded RNA adenosine deaminase activity; tRNA-specific adenosine deaminase activity; double-stranded RNA binding. Gene Ontology annotation, biological process: RNA processing; adenosine to inosine editing. Bases 55 to 2460 code for a protein of 801 amino acids. Gene Ontology annotation, cellular component: nucleolus; cytoplasm. The transcript is spliced from 12 exons. Lineage: Eukaryota; Metazoa; Chordata; Actinopteri; Characiformes; Serrasalmidae. The record is from RefSeq and is a predicted model, not a curated record.